AUGGAGUGCCAAGAGCAAGAGAAAGAAUUAUUUAGCCAAGAGUUUGAGGCUGCCAUUAAAACAGUGAAAGAGGAGAAACUAUUAAUAGGAGCUGAUAUGAAUGGCAGGGUAGGAAAGAGAAGAGAUGGGUAUCAGGAGGUACAUGGAGGCCAUGGUUUUGCAAUUAGAAAUGGAGAUGGGGAUUAUUUAAUAGAGAUGGCUCAGAGUUUUGAAUUGGCCUGUAUGAACACAUGGUUUCCAAAGUUAGAUAAGUACUUGACAAGUUAUGAAAGCGGAGGAGUACAGAGCAAAAUAGAUUACAUCAUGGUUUGA
Molecule: messenger RNA, 312 nt
Organism: Macrobrachium nipponense
Lineage: Eukaryota; Metazoa; Arthropoda; Malacostraca; Decapoda; Palaemonidae
Exons: 1
Coding region: 1-312 (103 amino acids)
Biological process (GO): chromatin remodeling
Cellular component (GO): nucleus
Source: RefSeq, a predicted model, not a curated record